AUGGCAGAGCACGCGCCGUUUAUAAAUCAGAAUUUGUUUAUUUGUAUUGCCGUCUCGCUCUUGCUGCCGAUUGCGGACGAGGCGAAGGUGUACGAAGAGAGUCGCAUUUUCCCGAAUGAUGAGAAACGUCUGAGUAGGGAGUAUCAUUUGCGACAGGGUGCCCUCCGAGGGAUGAUCGUGAAACCAGGGAAGCAGUAUGAUUUGCAGCCUGUUGAAAUGUUCCUGGGGGUUCCGUAUGCCGCGCCCCCUGUGGGUAGUUUGCGGUUUAUGCCACCUGUGAGUGCUCCGCCCUGGUCCGGUGUAAAAAUGGCAACGCGUUUUGCGCCUGUCUGUCCACAAUCUCUACCACUCAUCAAGAAGGGAAAUCCUCCUUCUUUGGGACGGCAACACUAUUUGAAUAGACUGAAGCCCUUUUUAAAAAAUGAGUCAGAAGACUGCCUGUAUCUAAACAUUUAUGUACCAUAUAGAGAGCAAAAAUCAAAGAAGUUUCCUGUUCUCGUCUUCAUCCACGGAGACUCCUUCGAGUGGAGUUCGGGAAAUCCUUAUGAUGGGCGUAUCUUAGCCUCAUAUGGAAAUGUAAUGGUUAUUACCAUUAAUUUUCGUCUUGGUAUACUGGGUAAGUGUAUUUUUUAA
Molecule: messenger RNA, 633 nt
Organism: Leptosia nina
Lineage: Eukaryota; Metazoa; Arthropoda; Insecta; Lepidoptera; Pieridae
Source: the annotation of a GenBank genome assembly